GUGCAUGGUGUCAUCUCUUUAUACGGCGCAACCAUACAAUCUCAGCCGCCUUCACCUGGCAAAAAUAGAAGCCUUUCUUUGGGCCGCCAAGCCAAGCGAUCAGUCAUUCCGCCUGACUCUGUCAUGCCUUCUGGUGGACGAGCCGAGAGCGUUUGCAAGCCCAGCUCUCCGACAUCGAUACCAUCACUCUCGUAUUCGGCGAGUCUUCUUCCCUGCCUCGAGGAGAGCCGUACGUCAGGCGGCCCAGGCAGCAGUUGCGGCCGUCCCUAUGGCAGAUUGCCUGAGGUCAAUGACAAAUCAUUGGUCGAAGGGACGGCCAUGGCCCUCAAAGAGGUCGCCACUGGAAGGGAGACUUUCGCGAUUGUGGUCGCCUUUUCUCAAGACGACACAGAGCUCGCCUCCGCCCCGCUGGACGGAAGCCGCAGUGCUACAAACAGUCUUCACCGGCGGCCAAAAGACGUAGACACCGCCACUUCUGGCCGCAUGAUGCUGCCGACGCGUUGCAAGUCUUCGGCCAGACGGGCCGGAACUGAUUCGGCUGCCGCCUCCACCGGCUGGGCGCCUUGGACGAGACGACGACGGCGUCGGAUCAAGUUUGCGGCCGCCGAUACGGCGCAAUGUGAGGCCUGGGUGGAAGAUUUGAGGCGUGUCGUCGACCGGUUGAAUGCGUCAACCAGUGACCCCGACCUCCUCUCCAAGACCGUUAAGUCGGCCCGGGACUGGGUGGAUCGUCAAGAUGACGAGGUGGCGACCAGCCAGACUCAACGCAGUGACCACGCACGGCUAGUUACAACUCGACCACAGGGCAAAAAGAGUGCCAUCAUCAUGCCAGACGGUGAGUUGGACUGUCUUUCAAUGUACCGUCAUGAUCCGAGUGCAUAUGGAAUGAAGUAUACCUAA
Protopolystoma xenopodis is the source of this 900-nucleotide messenger RNA. The record is from the annotation of a GenBank genome assembly. NCBI's taxonomy places the organism in Eukaryota, Metazoa, Platyhelminthes, Monogenea, Polystomatidea, Polystomatidae.